GACGAGUGGAUCAUCCGGGAGAGGCAGCUGGGCAACUGUGGGAAUGGUAGCGUCGAGGAGCAGAAGAAGAUUGCCAUCAAAUCUUUUGAGGAAAAGGUCCAGGACAAGGACGCCCCCAAGAAGAGGCGAGGGAGAGAUUGGCUCAUCGGCAUCUUCAAGGGCGUGGAGGACCGACUUGGGAGGUUCCAGACUUCGGAGAACUCUUGGAAGCGGCAGAAGACGGUGGAAACCGCUGAUGAUCUGAGGCAAGCUCGCUUCUUGUCGGAUAGUGCGAGCGCCGCUUCGUCGAGGGUCCACGAUGAGCAGCUUGAAGCGAACCGAGCUAAACUUUACCAGAGUACGCCACAACCUGAGAUCCCAGACCACCUGGUGAGGCCCUGCAACCGGGAGCUGAACAUGGAGAUGGACGACGACAUCACCUACGAGAUGCAGAGAGACAUCUUAGCCAAGGAGGAGAACGACGCCAGAAUCGCUGAACAAGAAGAUCAUGAUGAUCAUCUGGCCCAGCAAGCUGCACGCGUCAGGGCGCAAGCCGCGCAGACCGCCAUCAUGCAGGGGCGCCCGAAGAAGACCAAAGCUGAGGUCUUGGUUGACUUGCAGAAGUUGGUCCGCGAUCGAUGCCAGAUGGUCAAAGACACGAAGGAGAAGAUCGAGCGGUCAAAGAAAAAUGCUGAAGAUGAGGCCGAUGAACUGUUCGGCAAGAAACGUUCUGACGAGGCCGCGGCGCUCAGGACCGCGUUCGAGAACGAGAUCGAUGCAUACUUCUUGGAGUUCGACGCCCUGCAUAAGAAGACCAGUGAGACAGACCUCGCACCGUUGCUUUCGGCUGAGGAGGUCGACCUUGCAGACGCGAAAAAGAAGGUGAUCGACCAGACGAAGGACGCGUACAGCAAGCUCAAGACAGAUGCCGAGAAGUCGGUUGGGACCUACAAGAAGGGCGUGAGGAGGAUCGGGAAGAGCAUCAAGGUGAAGGAUUCGUCCACCGACGUCCCGGCGCUGACACAGAAGCUCCGCGAGGUGGUUUCUGCAAAUCCUGGCGACCCCAACAGCGGCGUGACAGUCGUGGCCAAGCCAGGCACGGAGUACAACGGCGAGGUUGUACUCAUCAAGCCAGAUGCAGCCUUUUCUUUUGAGAUGACCGCCAUGACAA
Prorocentrum cordatum is the source of this 1150-nucleotide messenger RNA. Lineage: Eukaryota; Dinophyceae; Prorocentrales; Prorocentraceae. The record is from the annotation of a GenBank genome assembly.